CGCAAUUGUCAGUGCCGCGCCGACCGCUGCGCCGAGUAAACGUUGGGGGUUGUUAUUCUUGUACGUCCGUCCAUCGCGAGUGUUUCCUCGCGCGUCGGAAUCUUCCCGACGAAUAACAAAUCUUGCUCAACCGAGUGAGGUCGUGUUCCUUGAAGCGAGCGAUGAAAUAUUGAGCGUGGCGAAAGGAAGACGUAAAAAAAAACUCGUGUAUCUCGCGUUAAAGAAGUCUCGAGAGGCGAGUGAUGAAAAAUUGAGGUGCUUCGAGCGCGACGAAACGGAGACGUAAAAAAAAAAGACGAGGAAAAAAAGCGUCUCGUGUUGAAGAAGAAUAACGCGAAAGAUAAUACAGAACAAUUGUGUGAUCUUCGCGUGCAUUACAGUGAGAGAAAUCGUACCUGAAUCGAACUGAAAUAGGUCGGCAUUUGGAGUAGGACACAAAAGGGGCGGCGUGCGAUCUCAUACCGAUGCAAAAACGCGGCCUUGCCCGCGGAUUUUUAAUGCCGCGCCAUCGUCGCGUUUCCACAGGCUUCUCUCGUAUUCGCAUUCACGGUAGCGAGACCGAGUCUCUUUGGGAUAUAAACAACCAGACACGUAAUCGGCGAGCCAUCGGCGCGAGUGGGACGCAGCGACUUUAAUUCGCGCAUGAGAGAGCGCCGUCGAUCUACGUUGCAGCUGUGCUUAAAGAGGCGCAAAGGCGCUUCUUGAGACUCAUUUCCCGUCUCCCAACGAGAAGAGAUGAGAAGAUCACGAUGCUGAGAUCCAGAUCCUUAGUAGGCCUGCUGAUCCUCGUGAUCGUGCUGAAGACAGCACACUCGAAUCAUUGUCUGACGAACUUGGAAGAAGUUAAUCCAAAGAGGAUAAUUCAUCAUGAAGGCCAUUUCUUGAACAUUCAAUUUGAAGUAUCGAGAAGAGUCACUCAUAGAUUGACGUCGGAGAUCAUGAAAAUUUUUUUGACCGAAGUACUGGGUUACACCGGUAUUGGCAUUAUCAAUAAGGAUGACAAAUUCAACGCAUCUGAGGUCUUCGAAAGACUAUCCGAGAAGCCGACGUACAAUGGACACAAAAUAGAUAACAAAGAUCCAGAAACGAUGGUGAACAUGGAAGUGUGGAUUCCGCCGCAGCAGGACACGUCGCCGCUGCUGAGUAAAUACAACGUGAAAGAAUGUGGCUCGAUCGCGCCACCGGGACACUUUGGUUGGUUCGUUCCGAAUGCGUUAGCCAGACCCGAUGAUAACUGGCUAAUUUUCUCCAAAUUGGAAACCGCCAGCAGGUUCGUCAUCGACGAGGCGAUCAUCAAGAAUUCCACGAUGAAUCCGGAUACGAGGGAUUAUUAUUGCCACGAAGUCUUUUGCAAGGACGGGAUGUAUAUCCCGGAACAAUGUCAAAGUCAAGGACAGCGGUGGACGCCAAAAUGCGCGCUGCUGCUAGCCGAAUACCCAGACGUUACGCUCUUUGUGAAGGAGCACAUCGAUCAGAUGAAGCUCUACGUCAAGGUGGCGUGGGUGGGUCCGAAUCUCAGAUAUUUGACCAAGAACUUGACCGAGGAGUACAUCCGAUCCGCACGAAACUCAUCUUCCAUUGAGAAUAGAUCGUUGAUGAUUUUACACUAUUCGCCCAGCAGUGUGAUUCCGAAUGAGAAGGACUUUACAACGAUAUAUUUUCCACGUUGCGGUGCGAAAGAGUCGAUCAGCUGUGCCUACGAAUCGAACAGACUAACGAAGUUAGUAUGGAAAAGGUUGGAAAUGAUCGCGAAAAUGGCUUUUCAAUCGAUCAGUCGCGCAAAGUUUAGCCGAGAGAUGUAUGAAAAUUUAAUCGUGCGACGUAUGUGGGCAGCGAGUAAUGUUUCGGACGAAGAAAUCGCCUGUGACUGGUUGAAAGAGAAUCUGAAUUAUACCUUGACGGAAUGGAAGCCCAGCAACGAAUAUAAAAACACCUUAUUUGUCGGCGGAAUAUUUCCUAUGACUAACGAUUCAUACAUUGGAAAAUCGAUUGUGAUCGCCGCUAAGAUGGCGAAAGAAGUUAUCAACGUUAAUAACACUCUGCUGAGAGAUUACAACUUGACCCUGAUGGCCAACAACGGCCAAUGUAAAUCGGACAUGGUAAUGAAGUCUUUUAUCAAUUAUAUCGUACAACCUGAUUAUUAUCAGAAACUGGUCGGUGUAUUGGGACCAGCUUGCUCGGAAACUGUGGAGCCAUUGGUCGGAGUGUCGAAGCAUUAUAAAACAGUGAUUAUUAGCUACAGCGCCGAAGGAUCCAGUUUCGAUGACCGCAGCAAAUAUCCGUACUUCUUCAGGACUAUCGGCGAGAACAAGCAAUACAAGUAUGUCUAUCUGCAGCUUUUGCAAAUGCUGGGUUGGCAUCGAGUCGCUUCUUUGACGGAAGAUGGACAAAAGUACACCGAAUAUAUAUCAUACAUGCAGGACCUGCUCAGAGAUAACGGCAUCACUUUCGUGGCAAAUGUCAAGUUUCCAAGAGAGCGAGAAGCCGACGUUAUGACGAAUUACUUAAAAGAUUUGAAAGAGAAACGAGCAAGAAUUAUUAUCGCAGAUGUGUACGGUGACGUAGCUCUUCAGGUCAUGUGCGAAGCAUAUAAAUUGGAGAUGACAGCUGCUCAGGGCUACGUCUGGUUUCUCCCGCUUUGGCUUCAGCAACAAUGGUAUAAUCCUGAUUAUUAUAAGCAAGAAGGCAAAAAAGUACACUGCACUAUGAGCGAGAUGAUGAAGGCCAUAAACGGACAUCUCGGCUUGUCGCAUGCAUAUUUCGCUCGCGAUGACAGUAUAAUGCAAGAGGGAAUCACAGUGCGCGAGUGGCGCGAGCGUUAUGAGAACACUUGCCGAAUGCAGGAUCCUCCGUUACAGCCCUCUAAUUAUGCCGGUUAUGCCUACGAUGCUAUGUGGACUUAUGCUUACGCCAUGGACCGACUUAUCCAUGAGAAUGAGAGCUACGUCUUCGAUCUUCAUAGUGAUCAUACGGUCAAUCGUCUCACAACCAUUAUCGGAGAGAGUGAUUUUAAUGGGGUAUCCGGAAGAAUACAAUUUCUAGGCAGACCAUCGAGAUAUUCCGUUAUUAAUAUCAUACAAUUUAUCGAUAAUGAGACACGUAUUGUUGGUAAUUUCUAUCCAAAUAUUUCGGAAGUCAAACACGAAGUAAUCGGCGGAACAUUGGAUUUAAAUAUAUCGGCUUUUGUUUGGUUAUCGGAGACGAAGCCUGACGAUGGUUCAGAGCCUCCGGCGAGAUGCGUUUUGGCAGGAUUGGCAGAAUUACUGGAUGUCUCUUGCGAAGUAGCGAUAGUGAUUGCUAAUAUCAUCGGUUUCGGUCUUCUCGGAGCGAUUUUAAUCAUUGGCUUUAUCAUGAUUAAGCGAAAGUACGAUGAAAAAGUACGACAACAUGAAAAAUAUAUGAAGUCCCUGGGUAUCGAUCUAUCGCAGACGGACACAUCUAGUUUAGACGUGUGGGAAAUUCCUCGAGAUAGAGUAGUAAUUAAUCGAAAACUCGGAGAGGGAGCUUUCGGUACCGUUUACGGUGGUGAAGCUUUCUUCCCUGACAAGGGCUGGCUAGCCGUCGCUGUAAAGACUUUAAAAGUCGGCAGUUCGACCGACGAGAAGCUUGAUUUUUUGAGCGAGGUCGAGGUCAUGAAGAGAUUCGAGCAUAAGAACAUAAUUAGGUUAUUAGGUGUGUGCAUAAAGUGCGAGCCCGUGUUAACCGUGAUGGAAUUUAUGCUUUACGGCGAUUUGAAGACCUUCCUGUUGGCCAGAAGACAUUUGGUCAACGAUCGGAGUUACGAAGACUCCGAUGAGAUUUCAAAUAAAAAAUUAACCGCCAUGGCGUUGGACGUUGCUAGAGCGCUCAGUUAUUUAGCGCAAUUAAAAUAUGUUCACAGAGACGUCGCUUCUCGCAAUUGUCUGGUGAAUGCCCAGCGCGUGGUGAAACUCGGAGACUUUGGUAUGACGAGACCAAUGUAUGAGAAUGAUUAUUAUAAAUUUAAUCGGAAAGGCAUGCUACCAGUAAGAUGGAUGUCGCCAGAAUCGCUGGCGCUAGGAAUCUUCACACCAGCAUCCGAUGUCUGGUCUUAUGGCGUGAUGCUUUACGAGAUUGUUACAUUUGGCAGUUUUCCUUUUCAAGGGAUGAGUAAUAAUGAAGUACUCUCGCACGUGAAAGCUGGUAAUUGUCUCACUGUGCCGAAGAAAGUAAAAAUGCAACUCGAGAAUUUAAUGUAUUCCUGUUGGAAUGUGGACCACACAAAGAGACCAUCGGCGCCGGAGAUUGUUGACUUUUUGGCGACAAAUCCUCGCAUCAUUGCGCCGUGUCUCGAUGUGCCUCUGUCAAGUGUGCAGCUGGAGCACACCGCGCAACUUGACAUACAACUAUCGGAGAAUAACCGAAAAUUCUCAAUUUCGUGGCCAUCACAGCGUUCAGACUCUCAAACUCAAGAAUUGAAAUCCCCGAACUCGCCAACGUCGCUUCUACUGGACUUGAACGGUCAAGAUGACGAUCAGACUUUAGACUCUCUGCUGAUCGGCAUAUCUAGUGAACAAGACAGUUCUAGCCCUCUACUGGACUCUACAAGAGCCUCGAUUUUGAAGCAAAUGUGGCUUCAAGAGAAUUCAAAUGAUAACCAAGCUCACAGGUAUGUCAAUCUUCAGCCAGGUAUGCUAAAAUUAGCCUGCGAAUCCGGCAGAAAUGGUAGCGCUGGAAACAUACAGAUGGAGGAAAAAACGUCCAUACUGUCCGAAAAGAAAAGCACCGAUAACAUGUCAGUGCUCUGACAUAAGUAGAUGAUUUUGUAAAGAAAUUGGAAACUAGUCAGAUCCUCGAAGCGGUGUUCUAUUAAAGAGAAGUAACUGUACAAGCUCAACACCAGAAUCCAAGAUACACUAUUCGUGUUCUAGAAUAAAGUAAAAGAGUUGACUCGAAUGAUUCCAAGUAAUACGGAUAUAUGUGAGGGAGGAAGUCUAUACGCUCAUUUGGUCAAUGAGCGGCAGAAACCGUUGCAACGGUAUCGACAACAUAUUCUGUGUAGAGAGCAUUCAGUCCGACAAAUAAUUGCUAGAAAUAUUUGCAGACUAGAAAAUAUGUGAGGCGUAAGGGGCCUUUAUCGGCAAAUAUAAUCGCUUAAGUUAUACCAAAGGAUUUUUUAACAAUACCAGAGAAAAUCGAUUCUAUGGUACAGCAUUUUAAUUAACCAGUUAAAUAUUGUCUACCAGUUAAAAAUUCUUUCAACAUGAAGAAACUAUGUUGAGCUAAAUGAUUAUGAUAACAAUGGAAAAGCGUUGACUCUUAUAAAAGAAUUCCUAAUGCGUUUGGGGAUAUAUCCCUGGAAAUAUCUCGAAAUGUGCGUACUUGUAUAGCGAAACUGUCUCGAAUAAAUUAAAAUUCAUUGAAAAAUAUGUGAGGAGCAAGUAGCUGGAUCGGGAAUCGAACCCGAGUUUUCGCUUUUCAGGCAACCUUCCACCGCUCGAAAAUAAAUGAGUUUAAUAUUAAGACUUUUUUGAUAACAUAUAUAUAUACAUAUAUAUAUAUAUUUUUUACGAUUUUACGACUAAAUCAUGGUUCAUAUAUGUUUAUUUAUACAUAUAGAGCAGUAAAUAGAAAAAUUCUUUAUCAUUUUAUCAUUUUUGCAAUAAUUAUUGAAAUAUUAAUUUACAAAAAUUGACAAAUAAGUGCCUGUUUCGCAUAGCUAGAUCAUGGGAUGUGUGCUCUAGGCGAAUAUGAGAGUAUUCACAGAAAAAUAAUAUAGAAUAUAUAAGAUAAUCGAGACAGUUAGAGCUAUUGAUGGCAAAACUAAUUUACCGGAUCCAGUUUUGAGACUGACUUCCAUUGCGAAAUUUAGUCGCAUCAUCUGACCGGUCAUAGACACUAUCACAUCACAGACAAAUACCUGAAGGGUUCCAAAGGGAAGUGGCUUUUCGUAGAUAUGUGUUUCGCGAAACCGAAAAGACGAUCGACGUCAAUGCAUUCUUCAUUCAGCAGUUCUGUCGCCUUCUGCUCAAUGCAUCUUUAAGACUGAUUCUCGAGAUGCAAGAGACGCAUCGUACCAUUGUUUAUCCUUUGUUUUCUUUUGUUUCUUGUCGAAUAAUAAUUUGUUCGAGAAGAAGCUAGCGCAUUUGAAUAAAUAAGAUCCGGUAUUUUGCGAGUAGCGACGUUCGUAUAACCAUGACAUUUUUUCUUGCUUGUUACACUUAAAAAAUCAGUGAACAAUUCUUCCCUGUUUCUUAAUUAUCCCUUCACGAAUGUGACUACACGUUUGUCGAUCACAUGUCACCACCGCCAACACAUCACAGAUUAAUUAAUAUUGUAAGAUUAAUCAUCGGCUCGAUCGACAGAUGCAAUUAUUUAUUGAUAUAUAACAAGUGGAUUUCUUGCGAAAGAUUUUUAUACAGAAUAUGUUUCUUAUUAAGGGUCCACUUAAUAGCAUUCUUGUAUAAAGUAGUGUUGCCAGAUGACAGAUAGCACCAUAUUUUAUAUACAUAAAUUCAUAUAAUAUAUUUAACCCUUUCCGGCAUCAGUCGACGAAGUUCCUUGAGAAUUGCUUUUUUUAUGUUCCUGCAUUCUCGAAUAAAUGAUAGAUAUAAUGUCAAAAUGUGUGUACGUAAAAUAUAUGAGCCUCUUAUUUCCAAAGUGAUGAUUACAGAUAAAUUUUCGAAUCUAGACUUGCAUACCGCUUUUGAAAUAAGUGACUUGUAUGUAAAUGAGCGUGCCAUUCGUUAGAUAGCAAAUGCAAACAAUCAUGCAACUAGUUACUGAUUACAAUUGAGUAACAAUUUAAAGAAUUGUUAUUGUAGGAUUAUAUAUAAAGUGUGCUAGAAAGGGUUAAUUUUCAGCAUCCGCUGUUCAUUACGACUGAAUAACUAUACAAUUAAGAGAGUUCAUCGAAAAUAUUCACGUAGAGCAUCAAAGACUCCAAUAGAAAAGUAUUUUUAAUUCUCGAUUCCAAUUCAUAACUAUUCGCGCACAUUCGGCAACAACAUUGCGAGAAACGUAUCUAUAAUUAUACUAUAUUAUAUGUAAUGCGCAAUAUUAUACUAUGUUUUGCAUCAUGAAAGGCAGUAUAGAUGAUAUUCAUUCAAGCAUCACUAUCUGACAAUCUUUCUAAGACUUAUUUUAUUAUAGUUUUAAUUUUUUAAAUACGUACAUAUAUUUGCAAAAGCUCAAAUAAAAAAGAUAGACAAAAAAUCUAUGUAGAGAUAAAAAAAAAUAAAGAUAUGUAUAAUCAAAUAUAUGAGAUAUCUAUAAAACAAUGUAGAAAAGUUAAGGAGUAAAAAAAAUAAUAUUUAUUUUAUUAUUUAAAUUUUUUUAUACUUAUAAAAAUAUAGCGGCUUUUUUCAGAUGUAAAACUCGCUCGAGUUUCAUAACAAUAGUUAUGUACAAUUAUAUAUGUGUAUAUCAUAAAAAAAGAUAUAGAUAUUAUAUGCCAGUAUCGCACAUCUAUACAUCACAUAGAAAAUUAGUUUAUUAUUGCGUGUAGAGAUAAACUUUUUUACUAUUCGUCUGACAGAGGAAUAAUACCCGCGAAUGCAUCGCGAAUAUUCCUUUGACAAGUAUAGACUGCAGGUUCUUGUAAAAAAAAUUUUUACAUAUAUUUGUACAUACCACGGCAUAUUAUUAAGUCCUUCCUCUAGUAGUUAACUUUAUAAAAAUAAUCUCGGCGAUUUUUUGCCAGAUAUAUACGGCGAUUACUCCUAAGGCACGUAUAUACAACCCUUGAUUUUACUCGCUACACUACGAUUACCAGUGUUUAUUUAUUGUCAAAUUAUAUAUAUUGUAAUUAAAUCUACGGCGAAUCUAUGGUAUUCGCAACAUACGUUCCUUGAGCGCAUAUUUAUUGUGCCUUUUGGAAUUAAAUAAUGUUAAACAUG
Molecule: messenger RNA, 7856 nt
Organism: Camponotus floridanus (Florida carpenter ant)
Lineage: Eukaryota; Metazoa; Arthropoda; Insecta; Hymenoptera; Formicidae
Exons: 12
Coding region: 750-4766 (1338 amino acids)
Biological process (GO): cell surface receptor protein tyrosine kinase signaling pathway; protein phosphorylation; multicellular organism development
Cellular component (GO): signaling receptor complex
Molecular function (GO): ATP binding; transmembrane receptor protein tyrosine kinase activity
Source: RefSeq, a predicted model, not a curated record